AUGUGGGUGGAGUUGGAGUAUCUCCCAGAAGCAUUUGAGACCACCACUCCAGCUGAGGUGUCAUUUGUCUUUCUGCUUCUGCCCCUCCUCUCCUCUCCUCUCCGAUUUUGCUUCUUUUCAGCUGGCUUCUCUCCAUCUUCUCUUCCCGCUUUCUCCAUAGCUCUACUUGCAGCGGCAGCGGGAAGGAAGCUCCCCUGUCCUCGGCUCAUGGUCCCGCCGGCGCCGCACAAGCCCCUGGCUGUUUUGGAUCCCCGCAAUUCGGUCGACUCCUGUGCCUUCCACCUCCACUCAUGGCGUCCCUUCCUUCCAUCACCUACUCCUCCAGAUCCCGAUCCUUGCUCUUCCCUCGCCAAGCGUCCCUGCCUCUCCGAUCGCGCCACCUCCUUCUCCCUCGAUUCCAUCGACCUCUCCCGCCUCUCCUUACUCGACGACACCGUCAGCCCGUACCGCCGCACCGGGCCGCUCGGUCUCCUCGGCCCGCGGAAGCGCCGGCGCAGGCGCGGCGCCUCUCGCUCCGUCUCCGGCCGCAGCUCCGAUCGCAGCGCCAAUCGACGGUGCUGUUCGAUCGGAGCCUCGGCGGCGCACGGCACCUGCUCCGAUUUCCCCGUCGCCAUCGGGACGGACUCCAGCGGCGAGCUGUUCGGGAAUGGAGGGGAUCCGAAUUGGGCAUCGGAUGUCAGUGAGGCGGCCAGGAACUCGUCCAAGGAGGAGAAGGAGUGUUUGGUGAGUGGUUGUGGGGCGCAAUUUGGGAAUUUGGAUGCACAUGUGGGAGCUGAUUCAGGGUAUGGGAGCGAGCCUGGGUAUAGAGGAGAUGCAGAGUUGGGUUAUGGCGACGAAUUCGACGAAGAGGAGGAAGAUGCCCGGCCACUGUUUUGGGGCCAUCGCUCUGAAGAGGGUGCAGAAGAUACUAAAAUGGAGAUGGUUGGGGAGAACACAUUGUUCACCGACCAAAAGACCCAUUACAGGUGCCGUAGGAAGAAACACGAUUGCCGGAUGGUUGAUUCACUUAGAUGAUUACACAGAGCAGCUUCUCCCUGCAUUGCAGGAAAGGAGAGGUAAACAAUGGACUUAUGACUGGGUCAGGGUGCGCAAACCAAUUUUCUUUGGUGUCAAGUAGCUGAAUUUUGGGUGGCAUUGACACCUGCUUUUUCUGCUUGUUAUUGUAAAUAUUGUUGCUUCAUCACUCUGAGAUAGGGAGCUUUAUACAUUGUUAAUUAAUAGUAUCUACUAAUUGUUUCGAGAUUAUUGGUCGU
Linum tenue is the source of this 1253-nucleotide messenger RNA. The record is from the annotation of a GenBank genome assembly. Lineage: Eukaryota; Viridiplantae; Streptophyta; Magnoliopsida; Malpighiales; Linaceae.